Paramecium sonneborni is the source of this 2297-nucleotide messenger RNA. The record is from the annotation of a GenBank genome assembly. NCBI's taxonomy places the organism in Eukaryota, Ciliophora, Oligohymenophorea, Peniculida, Parameciidae.
AUGAAUGACUUAUAUGGAAGAAGUGCAAGCAUCAUGGAAUCUUAAUAAAAAUUAGAAUUGUUUUUAAGUUGUCGUGGAUUAGCUAAUAUGGAUACAUUUUCAAAAAGUGAUCCCUUUGUAAUAAUGUAUGUGAAAAGAAACAACUAAUGGUCUGAAAUUGGAAGAACAGAAAUCAUUCAAGAUAAUUUAAAUCCAAACUUUGCAAAAACAUUUAUCAUUGAAUAUUACUUUGAAUGCUAAUAGCCAUUAAAGUUUGUAUGUAAUGAUGAUGAUGGAAAUGGAAAAUUCGAUGUAUAUUCAUUAUUUAAGAAUUUUAGUUUAUUGGAAGUGCUGAAACUACUUUAGCCAAUAUAGCUGGAGCAAGGGAUUAGUUAGUUAUGCUAAAUUUAACCAAUGGAUAAAAGAAAAAUGGAGUUUUGGUUAUAAGAGCAGAUUAGGUGAGAAUGAUAAAUGAUAAAAUAAUCAUGUAAUUAAGUAAAUUCUUAUCAUAUUAACAAUAGGUGCAAAUAAUAUUCCUAAUACAAGGUUUUUACCUUGGCAUUCAACAUCCCCCUUUUUCAGACUUUAUAGAACUAGAAAGGACACUAAUUAAUAACUUUUAGUCUAUGAAAGUGAACCUAUUAAAAGCAAUUUAAAACCUUAAUGGAAGAGAGUGGAUAUUCAAUCUUAAAAAUUAUGCAAUGGGGAUUAUCAUAUGCCAAUAAGAGUUGAAAUUUGGGAUUAUAGAACUUCAGGUAAUCAUGAACAUAUUUGUUCAACUGAAUUUUCAGUAAAUGAACUAAAUGGGUAAUAAUAAGCUAAGAAAAUACUAUAAGAUAAAAAUAAAAAAUAAUCUGGGUUUCUAAUUUUCAAUGAAGUAAUUUAUAUUAAUAAUAAAUUAUAUUAUAGUUCAAAUUAAUUGAAAAACCAAGUUUCAUGGAUUAUUUGUAGAGUGGAACAUAAAUAAAUUUAGUAGCUGCAAUUGAUUUCACAGCCUCAAAUUAAUCACCAAAGAAUCCAAGUUCUCUACAUUAUAUUGAUGACUCAUAUCAUAGACUAAAUUAAUAUCAAUAAGCAUUAUUGGCUGUAGGAGAAAUAUUAUUGAAUUAUGAUCAUGAUAAAAAGGUUCCAAUAUUUGGUUUUGGAUGUAAACCAAGAUUGCAUAAUUUGAAUAGUACUUAAACACUACAUUGUUUCCCAUUAAAUGGUAAUCCUUAAGAUCCAGAAGUAUAUCAGAUGGAUGGAAUUAUGCAAGCGUAUAAUUAUGCAGUUAGGAAUGUGUAAUUCGAUGGUCCAACCUAUUUUAAUCCAAUUAUUUAAGAAUCAAUGAAAAUUGCCUAAGCAUGUAAAGAUAUGGCUAGCAGUACAUAUUUUGUAUUAUUUAUAUUAACUGAUGGAGAAAUUCAUGAUAUGAAAGUAUUAAUAUCUUAUAUAUUAUAGUAAACUAUUGAUUCUAUUGUAGCAUCAUCACAUUUACCAUUAUCAAUUAUUAUUGUUGGAGUUGGAGAUGCAGAUUUCACUAAUAUGUCUAUAUUGGAUGAUGAUGACGGUAAUCUCCAUGAUUCUUUUGGUAGAAGAACUCAAAGAGAUUUAGUCUAAUUUGUUCCUUUUAAUCAAUUUAAAAGUAAUCCAGAAUUAUUGGCUAAAAAUGUUUUACAAGAAUUACCAGAUUAAUUAGUUGAUUACAUGCUUUUGAUUGGUAAAAAGCCUGGACCCAAAAAUUGUAUUAAAUUAAUAAUAAUUAUUAUUUAGUCAUUAACUUAGGAUAAUUUGAUAUUAAUUAAUAUUCAUAAUAGUAUGGAAUUCAAUAGUAAUAAUAGAUCAUGUAACCUACUUAGCCAUUAUAAUAAUAAUCAGUACCUUAGAUACCUUAAUAGUCAUUUUAAAACAUACCUCCCCCAUCAUAAUAUUAAUAACCUCCCCCAUUUGUUUAAUAAUAAUAAGGAUACCCUCCACAACCUUAAUAAUUUAAUUAAUUUCCUGCUUAAUAACCACCAGUUUAUCCGUCAUAAUAGCCAUAAGUCUAUCCCCAACAAUAAUAAAUUUAUUAACCUCCUAAUUAUUAGUAAUAACAAUAAGUUUAUCCUCCUUAAUAAACUGCUUUCUAAAACAAAUUUGUUUAAGGCCUUGCAAAUACUAAUUUUUUAGGAUAACAUAUUAAUGAUGCUUAAUAAUAGUAAAUGAAUCAAUAAUUACCUUAAUUCUAAUAUCCACCUUAAGAGGAUAAUAAUCAGAUUGGUAUGCAACCCUAACCAAACUUAUAUUAAUAACCGAAACAGCCUCCUCCUUAUGUACCUGACAAUCCUUAUGGAUUAUGA